AUUGGUUCUUGGCGUGUUUAUGAACUAUGACGGGUUUUUCAGUUAACAAUCUUGAACCAUCACGAAUGUUCUCCCUUUUGAUGAUACAUUAUUUUAUUAAUAAUGGUAGAAUUUAUUGAUGCAGUGUAAGGAAGGAUCUUGGGCCGUACUACCUAAAUUUCCAAAUGAAAUCUGUAGAUGUUUCGGUUAAAUCCACUGCUGAACCAUUGCUUCCACCGAAUUUGGCUGGAUUUGUGUGUGGUGGCAUUUCUGGAACAGUUUCUCGAACAGUUACAGCACCUAUGGAUCGUUUAAAAGUCCUCAGGCAAAUGGAAAUUCCAGAAAUCGUAGGUAAAAACAUGGUUUCAAGCUUGCGUAUAAUGAUCAAAGAAGGUGGCAUUCUGUCAUUAUGGCGAGGUAAUGGGGUGAAUAUUUUAAAAAACUGUCCUGAAAGUGCUAUUCGCUUUGGUCUUCACGGGUGGCUUAAGUCAGUAAUUUUUCCUAAUGUGAAAGGACCACUACCUCCAGAAGAUCGUUUGUUGGUAGCUAGUUUGUCUGGUGCCACAUCGUUAACAAUAACUUAUCCAGUUGAGAUUUUAAAAACUCGAAUGGCUCUGCGUAGGUCACAUGAAGCCAAUUCCAUAUUUUCUGUAAUCCGAAAACUACAUAAUGAGGGUGGUUUCCGAGGAUUUUAUCGAGGCUACAAAAUCAGUAUGAUGAGUUACGUGCCAUAUUCUGGAAUGGAGUUAUGCCUUUAUGAGAUGCUUAAACAGCGUUAUGUAGAGUAUCAUUAUUUCCUCCAGCCUAACACAGAUCGUACAAUGAAGGUUCAUAUGCCAGCUAUGGUAACUGUUCCAUUGAUUUUAAUAUCUUGUUGUAUUCCAAUGAUGAUUACUUAUCCAGCCAAUUUACUUCGUACUCGAUAUCAAGCAUCACCAUCUCCGUCUGCUGCUCCUAUUAUCAAAUCUUUGUGUUCCAUUGUACAGAAGAAUGGGUUUAAAGGACUUUAUCGUGGGUUAAGUGCUAGUUUGUCAAAAACUGUUCCAUCUGUUUGUGUUACUUAUCUUGUUUUCGAAUUUACCUCUGAAUUGUUUGGUGUUCCUGGACUUGGUUGUAAGUAACAAAUUCGUAAAAUUUGGUGCUCAAUUUCUAGAGAAAUCAAUUAGAUGAAUUUAUCGUACAUCCAUAAAUUUGUAUCUUGAGUUUUUCUUACACAAGGAAAUUUUUCAGUUGCAUUUGAUUUCUUUUCCUUCGAUCAACUAAAAUUUAGGACUGAUUCAUCUUGUUUUCGGUCAUGAUGUUGACAUAUUGAAAUGUCUUUCAGUAAGUCUUAAUCUAUUUUAGUCAAUGAAUACCGAUAAACGAUUAUUGUGCUUUAGCUGUAGUUUUUUGGAGUAUAGUUAAGCCGAUGUAUAUCAGGAGUAGUGUGAUUCUUUCUCCCCUUUCUUCAUUUUUUCUACACCCUUUACUCCCAAAUCUGUUUUUAGUUGUAUAUUAAUGAAUUCGCGGUAGUUACCAAUCAUUCUUAUUCUCGUGUGUCGCUAUUCACCGCAGAUGUUUCUUUCAUUUUUCUGAUAGCCUGUCGGUUUUUCUUCUCCUUUGUCACUUAAAGUGAACCAGUUGCCUCUGGUUACAUAAUUUUCCCUUCUUUUUCAGGUUUUUGUGUUUGUGUUGUCUAUCCAUUUAGUGGAUAUAAAAUGAUCAGUAUUUUUAUCAAACAUUGUAUCAGUAAAAAAAUUGUAUUUAGUUUUCUUUUCAAGAUUUUUACAACAAUAUUCAUGUUAGUAAUCAUAAAAAUACUUCUAUGUAUAUUGUUUGAAGCAAAUGUGUAAAUAAAAUAACUACUUAGAUAUCUAAAAUUCAGCGCUAAUUUUCCAUGAUCUUCAUAUUAAUCGGGCAAUACAUUCAACUUUGGAUGCAAUAUUGUCAAUAAAUUGAUAUGUCACUUCCAACUUCUCUAGCUCUUUAGGUCAUAACUUUUUCUUAUAACUUCUUGAAAUGCAUCUCAAAACUAGUUAACAUGCACUUGUUAUCAAGUAACUUUAGUUUGUACUAUCAAUUACUUCCAACAAUACAAAACUACCUUACUUGAUGAGAUAAUUUCAGUCCAUAAUGGUUGUUAAUAACAAGAAUAAUAAGUGACAAACAGUGUUUCUCCCCUUCUAAAUUCAAAUUGUUGCUUCAGGAUUGGCCCGCAUCAACACCUGAACUAAGGAUAGGAAAUGAAGUAGUCGAACGCGUCGACACCACUUAUUUUGGAAGUUUGAUCAGCUCUAAUGGGUUGGUGUCUGACGAAAUCUCUUCACGGAUUCAAAAAGCUCGUUUGGCUUUUACCAACUUACGUCACCUAUGGCGAAGACAAGAUAUCCGCCUAUCAAUUAAGGAACGAGUAUAUUGCGCAGCAGUCCGUUCUGUUUUACUUUACGGUUGUGAAAUGCGGCCAUUAAGGGUAGAAGAUACUCGCAAGUGACUGGUAUCUGGUCACAGAUGUUGCUCACAUUUGCUGGGAUCACCGGGUACGGUAAGUAAUAGUGAGGUUAGACGAAGGGUACCAGGGACUGCUGGUAAAUCGUUCGAUUAGGUUGUGGAUCCUCAUCGACUAAGAUGGUUGGGUCAUGUAUUACGUACGCCUGAACACCGAUUACCACGACGUGCAAUGCUAACUAGUGUUGGAGACGGGUGGAAGAAAGUUAGGGGCGGCCAAACUAAAACGUGGCAUCAGCUCUUGAAGUCACUAACCUCUGAUCUGAGCCAUGUUGGUAAAUGCAGACUAUUUGGUUGGGGUCCGCGCGACUAUUGUAACCAGUCGUUGGAAACUCUAGGUGACAUAGCUCAGAAUUUAUCACAAUGGUGUCGGUGUAUACACUCUUUGUCUUCCCUUAAACCAUGAGAUUAAAAUUACUUUAUUUCUACGAACUAAUUCUUUCUUCCUGCAUUAUAUCCUUAUACAAAAUCUUUCUUUUAUACAUUACUACCAUUGAAGUAACUACUUUAUGAAUUUGGUGUUCAUCUUGUUGUGCUAAUGAGGUAUGGCAACCUGGACUGAUGCAUAUAUGUGCCUCGUCCUAUGUUGUAGAUGAAUGACUGACUGAUACACUGCAACUAUCCAAUUCCUUUAGUUAGCGAAAAAGAUCUUUGUGUAUAAGAAAAGUAAAAGCUGGAAAAGUGAAAUUUCGGUAAUGAUUCCUAGAAAAUACAUUCUGAGCGAGAGUAAAGAUUAGUUGGAAGAAUGUCUCAGAGUAUUUCUGUGAGAUUCUAUUCACUAGAUGAGAUAAUAUACUCACAAUUUAAAAGUACAAACAUUAUUAUAAUAAUAAAUAUUUUUGUGAUAUGUAAAUGAGUAGAAAAUUGUAUUUCUGACGUUUCUUGACUUAAUGUAAAUCAUGGAACGUCAGAAAUACAAUUUUCUACUCAUUGAGAUACCACAAUAUAUUUACUAUUUUACUUCCAACCCAGUGCUCAAUUUAUUUGAAGCUGUCAAGUCCUACCUUGCCAUUAAUAUCUAUUAGUUAUUACGACAAUCAGUUAAGUUUAUUUAAAACAGUAUCUAUAAACAACUGCCUUCAAAAAAUAAUUGGUCUGUAUUACUAAUUGUUAGUAUUUUCAUUAGAAUAACUCAUUGCCUUUGAUAAACAUAGUAUUAGCUAGUAGAUUCAAGUUUCAACCGGUAUGUGUUGGGAAUGUUAAAUCCAUAAGUAUAGCAUUGCAAAGAAAAUACAUAUUGAAGUAAAGUGGUUCCCAUUCGCUAAUUAAUCCUAUAUGAAUCUCCUUCCUUGAUUUCCAG
This is a messenger RNA of Schistosoma haematobium, 3763 nucleotides long. RefSeq names its product Exosome component 3. The coding region runs from base 165 to 1100 and encodes 311 amino acids. NCBI's taxonomy places the organism in Eukaryota, Metazoa, Platyhelminthes, Trematoda, Strigeidida, Schistosomatidae. Gene Ontology annotation, molecular function: ATP transmembrane transporter activity. Gene Ontology annotation, biological process: transmembrane transport. The transcript is spliced from 5 exons. The record is from RefSeq and is a predicted model, not a curated record.